Messenger RNA from Paramecium octaurelia, 1249 nucleotides. Lineage: Eukaryota; Ciliophora; Oligohymenophorea; Peniculida; Parameciidae. The record is from the annotation of a GenBank genome assembly.
AUGUAAGUAGAUACGUCUGAUUGCUUCAGUAGUUGGGAUUAUGACAAAAAGUAAUUGAUGAAUAAAUUCUGCACUUAAUUCAUAAACUAUUCAAAGUUCAAAUGCUAAUGUUCACUUCCUUGUAAUUCUUAGCUUCUCCAUAUGUAGAUUACUCCGUUAUAAAUAUAUACAAAUAAUGAAGUAACGGAAAAAACAUAUAAAUAUUUAAAUAUAUCAAAAGAUUAAAUUGGUCUCAAUGCUAUUAACCAUAUAGUAUUUAUAAUCAUUUAAAAUAUAGUCUCAUCACCUAUAAUUCAACCUGAGUAUUUAAUAUUAUAUGUAUUUAUUUAUGCUAUGUGAAUUACAAUGUAAUGUAAUUAUUGAGAUAGUUGAUAGUUAGGCUUUGAAUGUCUCACCACUAAACAGUAAUUUAGUUAGAUAAUUAGCAAUAUUAUCAAAAAAAACUUCAAUAGUUUUUAUAAAAUACAAUUGAAAAAUUAUUUAAUAAUUAAUAAAGCGAAUAAACCGAAUUUGCAUUGUUAAUAUAUUAAGGCUUACGGUUGUGUUUAUUUAUUUUAAAAAAAAUUGAUGCUAAAUACUAACUUUAAUGCAUAUUAUGUACAAUAACCAUUCUUCUAUCCAUUUGGAUACUAAUAUUUGAUCAUGCCAGCACCUAUUACACUAGCUAGCACUUAGAUAAUUAAUCCUCCAAUUCAAGUUUAUGAUAAUCUAACUUAAACAAAUAAUGUAUCUAGUGGGUUGAACUAACAAUAAGGAGUACAAAAACUAAAAAAUAUCUCUGAAACCGAAAGCCAUCUCAAUUCUGAUAGUGAUAAUGAUGAACCUAGAGAUACUCCUUUUCAUCCUAAAUCAACUAAGUCUAAUCUAACUAAGAACAUUUAGAAACCAAACCUUUUGGUCAAAUCUACUAAUAUCCAGAAGAAUUAUGCGAAAGCUAUAGUGUCUUAUGCAUGUAGGUAAAGAACAAUAAUUUUUGAAACUCUUGGAGAAGAGAAAGGGGAAGAAUUCAUAAAAUUGAUGAGUCGUCUCAAAAAUAAGCUGAGAAAUAUUGCACACAUUACGAAGUAUACUCACGCAGAAGAGUUUUUAUCAUUAUUCAGAAUUUUAGGGUAUCUUUAGUGUUCAUAAUUUUAGAAACAAUUUCAUUAAAAAGGACUCAGUUAGUUAUAUCUAUAACUCUAAGAUAAUGUAGAAGAGUUGUCAUUUGUCCAACAUGACAGUAGUUAGGAAUUCUCUAUUAAAGUAUUGA